UCGGAGGUUGUAUAUAAUUGAGCCGAACAAAACCCUAACCCUAGCCUUUGCCCUCUGUACACGCCCCUAUAAAGCCCAACUCAUUUUAUUCGCAGCCUCUUUGUUCACCGCCGAGGGUUUUCUGAAGCAGCGCAGACCUCAAUUCUUCGCCAUGGUGAACGUUCCUAAGACGAAGAAGACCUAUUGCAAGAACAAGGAAUGCAAGAAGCAUACCUUGCAUAAGGUUACACAAUACAAGAAAGGUAAGGAUAGCCUUGCUGCUCAGGGAAAGCGGCGGUAUGACCGCAAGCAAUCUGGAUAUGGAGGACAGACCAAACCCGUCUUCCACAAGAAGGCCAAGACUACCAAGAAGAUUGUGCUGAGGUUGCAGUGCCAGAGUUGCAAGCAUGUGUCCCAGCAUGCGAUCAAGAGGUGCAAACAUUUUGAAAUUGGCGGAGAUAAGAAGGGAAAGGGAACUUCUCUUUUCUAAAUGCAUUUUGUUGGUCUUGUUUUACUUUGUUUCGCUUUUCAAUCUUGUUGGAGCUUGAAAGAUACAAUCGGAUAAUUCUUCAGUUUGUUCUGUUAGUCUAAUGUUUUCUUAGCAAAAAAUCAUGUUGUUUCUGAUCACUGUUUAUGAUAUCAGCUUUGGUUAGAGAUUGAA
Messenger RNA from Corylus avellana, 640 nucleotides. The record is from RefSeq and is a predicted model, not a curated record. Lineage: Eukaryota; Viridiplantae; Streptophyta; Magnoliopsida; Fagales; Betulaceae.